CACUAUGUUCUUAUGACAGUCUCUGUGUAGUCAUUUAAGAAGUGCUUGCAAAGCACCUCAGGCUUCUUAUCAAGGUGAUACAGAGGACAGCAAUUGAUCUUCUCAGGAUUGGAGUGGGCUGAUACAACCCCUGACACAGUACAUUCUGGAGGUCAAACUCAUCUUCACCUUUGGAUCUAGAGAUCACAAGACAGGUUUAUCUUCAGGGCCUCUGUUCUCUUCGGGAUCUGAUGAUAGUUGGGCUUGCUUCCCGGUUAGAAGGUUUUGGCAUCAAGCAGAAUGUUGAGGUGUUUGCUGCAAAAGGCGACCAACCUAAAAAAUGUAGAAAAGGGGGAAAGAUACAGUGACCCUCUUGCUAGCAUCACAUUCAGAGGGACAAAAAAGAAGACCAAAGUCAUCAAAAAUAAUGUCAAUCCAGUGUGGAAUGAGGGCUUUGAGUGGGACUUGAAGGGUGUGCCCUUAGAUUCUGGAGCGGAGCUUCAUGUUGUCGUCAAGGACCAUGAGAAAAUGGGCAGAAAUAGAUUUCUGGGGGAGUGUCGGGUGGCUCUUCGAGAUGUCCUCAAUGCUCCAAACCUAGCUGCUACUUUUACUUACUCCCUGCUUGAUACCAAAAGAAACACCACAGGGGCCACAAUCACCCUGCAGGUAUCCUACAUCCCUCCUCCAGGCAUGCAUCCCAUAUUCCAGCCUCCUCCACAGCCAGAGGCUCAACACAACCCUGUGGAGCUAGACACAGUUACAGUGUUCUCAAUGGACACGUUAGGCGAGGACGACACUGAGAGUAUGAUUAUGAUAGAGGCAGCGGAGGAGGCCGAACCUGUUCCAGGACCCCAGGGUCAGGAUAUCGGGGCCCCAACAGCACCACCAAAAAGAGCCCCACCAAACUUCAACCAGGGCCUUAAGAAAAAGAAACGACAGAGCAACAAAUCCCCACUGUCUGACAAACCACAGGACCUCCAGGUUCGGCUGCGCAUCAUUGAGGGAAGACAACUGCCUGGUGUCAACAUAAAACCAGUAGUUAAAGUUGCAGUUGGAGGGCAAACAAAGAGAACACGCAUCAAGAAGGGCAAUAAUCCUUACUUUGAUGAGACAUUCUUUCUGAACUUCUAUGAAAAACCUUCAGAUCUUUUUGAUGAACCUAUAUUUAUAACAGUACUUGACUCCAGGUCUCUACGCAUGAACUCUGUCAUUGGUGAAUUCAAGAUGGAUGUUGGCAUGGUGUACAAUGAACACAGACAUGCUAUACUGAGGAAAUGGCUGUUGUUGGCAGACCCUGAUGAUAUGUCUGCAGGUGCCAGAGGUUAUUUGAAGGCCAGCAUAUGUGUGCUGGCUGCUGGUGAUGAACCUCCAAUGGAUAAGAAAGAGGGCCUGGAAGAGAAGGAGGAUAUUGAAGGAAACUUGUUGAGACCAGCUGGUCUUACACUGAGAGGAGCGACCUUUACUCUUAGAGUAUACAGAGCAGAAGAUCUGCCUCAGAUGGAUGAUGCUCUUAUGGAUGGCAUGAAACAAUUUCUUGGUUUCGAGUCCAAUAGAAAGAAUCUGGUGGACCCACUUGUGGAGAUCAACUUUGCAGGAAAAUCGAUCUGUACUAAGAUUCUGGAGAAAAACGCCAACCCGCAGUGGAACCAGAGUCUCACUCUACCUAUCAGGUUUCCAUCCAUGUGUGAAAAGAUGAGGAUACGCAUUUUAGAUUGGGAUCGAGCCAGCCACAAUGAUGUUAUUGGCACUACAAACUUAUGUAUGUCAAAAAUCUCAGCCCCUGGAGGAGAGAUCGAUGAUGAGUUUUCUUCCAGGACCAUCUCCAGCACCAUGGAUGACAAUAUAGGCUUCUUGCCAACAUUUGGCCCCUGUUAUGUCAACCUGUAUGGAAGCCCCAGAGAGUUCACAGCAUUCUCAGACCCAAAUGAGACACUGAACCUUGGAAAGGGAGAGGGCGUGGCUUAUCGAGGGCGUGUGCUGUUAGAACUCAUCACAAAGCUCUCCGAACAGGUGGACCAAAAGGUUGGAGACAUAAACUCUGAUGACCUCCUGGUAGUGGAAAAAUUCAUGCGGAAGAGGAAGUACUCUCUGUUUGCUGCAUUCUACUCAGCCACUCUUCUCCAGGAUGUGGAUGAUGCCAUACAGUUUGAAGUCAGUAUUGGCAACUAUGGCAACAAGUUUGACAACACCUGUUUGCCUCUGGCUUCCACCACUCAGUUCAGCAGGGCGGUGUUUGAUGGGUGCCAUUAUUACUACCUGCCAUGGGGAAAUGUGAAACCUGUGGUGGUCCUGUCUUCAGAGUGGGAGGAUAUUAGUCCCCGAAUAGAGGCCUUAAACAUGCUGCUCAAUAUAGUUGAUCGAUUGGAGUCAAACCUGGAGCAGGUCCAGCUACAGCUGAAAGGAAAAAGCGACGAACAGGAAGUGGAGCAGAGAGUUGUCCAGUUGCUUGAUGAUGUCAUAGCAGACUGCAGCGAGGAACUCCCUGAGCUGGACAACUGGUCAUGUGUGACUCCGCUGGAUAAAGCUCUGAGGAAGCUGCGAAAGAUCAACAUGCAGCAGAUAGUGCAGGGCGCACUGACGCUAAAACAUGGUCCAGAGACUGAGCUGAGUGCAGUUCUGGAGCAGGCUGAGGACUGGAGCCUGAGGCUGCGCAACCUUGCUGAGGAGCCCCAGAACAGUCUGCCAGAUAUAAUAAUCUGGAUGCUACAGGGAGACAAACGAGUGGCUUACCACAGAAUCCCUGCCCACCAGGUUCUCUUUUCCCAGGGUUACCGUGGUAAACACUGUGGCCAACUUCAGACAGUUUUCCUAAAGCCUCCACAGGAUGAGGGAGGAGACAGUAAGAUUCCAGCCCAGAUCCGGGUGAAAGUUUGGUUUGGACUCAACGCUGAUGUCAAGUCCUUCAAAGAGUUUGCAGAGGGCAAACUAUCUGUGUUUGCGGAAACGUAUGAGAACCAGACAAAAUUGGCCCUGGUGGGGAACUGGGGUACGACCGGUCUGACUUACCCAAAGUUCAGUGACGUGACGGGCAGAGUUAGACUGCCAAAGGAGAGCUUUAAACCUUCUCCAGGAUGGAGCUGGGCAGGAGACUGGUACAUCAGUCCAGAGAAAACAAUGCUGUAUGACGCUGAUGCAGGUCAUACGAUCUUUUUGGAGGAAGUGUUUGAAAAUCAGAUGCGGUUGCCAGGUGGACAAUGGAUUGGCAUGCCAGAGGGAUACACAGAUGUGAAUGGAGAAAAAGCAGUGCCCAAAGAUGAGGUUGAAUGUCCUUCAGGUUGGGUUUGGGAGGAUAUUGAGUGGAGCGAGGAUCUGAAGCGUGCGGUGGAUGAUCAAGGUUGGGAAUAUGGAAUAACCCUUCCCCCCGACCGCCGGCCAAAGUCUUGGGUUCCAUCCGAGAAGAUGUACCACACAAACCGCCGACGACGCUGGGUCCGACUUCGCCGUAGAGAUAUGCAGAAGAUGGAGGCACUUCGAAAACAGCGUCCAGACGAGUCUGAGCGUGAGGGCUGGGAAUACACCUCUCUCUUUGGCUGGAAGUUUCAUCUCAAGCAGAAAAAAACGGACUCCUUCCGUCGCCGGCGCUGGAGAUGUCGAAUGGAGCCAUUGGAAAACACGGGGCCAGCCGCCAUCUUUGACUUGGAGUGUUCACUGAGCAGCGUUAUUGAUGAGAAGAAUGAUGAUAAGUCUGUUACGACAACGUUUGGUGUCAACCGCCCAACCAUCUCCUGCUUCUUUGAUACUGGGACACUGUAUCAUUUGCGAUGCUACUUGUAUCAGGCCAGAGACCUGCUGGCGAUGGAUAAGGACAGUUUUUCAGAUCCCUAUGCCAUUGUGUCGUUCCUGCAUCAGAGCCAGAAGACAGUUACUGUUCGAAACACACUCAACCCCAUCUGGGACCAGACUCUCAUUUUCUACGAAGUGGAAAUAUUCGGAGAUCCAUGCGUGACUGAGAAGAAACCUCCAAACAUUUUGGUGGAACUGUAUGAUCAGGACACAUAUGGUGCUGAUGAGUUUAUGGGGCGCUGUGUGUGCCAGCCGUUAAUGGUGUCCUCCCCUCGCCUUGCCUGGUAUCCCAUUCAGAAAGGUGGGAAGGCUGCUGGAGAAAUGCUUGCUGCUUUCGAACUGAUCCGCAGAGAUAAACCCGCAGUUCAUCACAUCCCUGGUCAAGAUGGAGAUAUUUUACCACCAUCACAUAUCAUGGAUGAACUUGUGCUUCCAGGGUUCCCCACUGACAGUCAACAACAAUGGCAAGAGGACUCAGAUUUGCCCUAUCCACCACCGCAGAGGGAACCUAAUGUCUACAUGGUGCCACAAGGCAUAAAGCCUGUCCUACAGCGUACUGCUAUUGAGAUUCUGGCGUGGGGUUUGCGUAAUCUGAAGAGUUUCCAGCUGGCCAGUGUAACAUCUCCUAGUCUUCAAGUGGAAUGUGGAGGACGUGUGGUUCAGUCAUGUGUCAUUCGAAACUCUAAGAUAAACCCUAAUUUUGAUGUCAACACCAUGAUCAUUGAUGUGCGGCUGCCUAAGGAGGAGCUUUAUAUGCCACCGCUGGUGAUCAAGGUUAUAGACAACCGUCAGUUUGGCAGAAAGCCAGUGGUGGGCCAGUGCACAGUCCGCUCGCUGAAUGAGUUUCGCUGCCAGCUGGAGAGCCUGGAGAGAGACCAUACAGAAGAAGACUUUGAGGCGAUUGCUCCCACCCCGAGAGAUGAAGUUCUAAUUGAUAUUGAUGACAAGGAGCCUCUUAUUCCUGGCCAGCAGGCAGACGGCACCAGCUCUGCCAUUAUUAACAUCUCGUCUUCUCAGUCCAGCCUUCAUCAAGAUGAAUUUAUGGACUGGUGGAGCAAGUUUUAUGCCUCCACAGGUGAAACAAAAAAGUGUGGAAGUUAUCUGGAGAAAGGGUUCGAUACACUGCAGGUGUAUGACACAGAGCUGGAAAAGGUUGAUGGCUUCGAGCAGCUGGCUGAUUUCUGUCAAACGUUCAAACUUUACCGUGGAAGAACCCAGGAUGAGAGUGAAGAUCCUUCUAUUGUUGGAGAGUUCAAGGGCUCAUUUAAAAUCUAUCCGCUGCCUGACGACCCCUCGAUGCCCACACCCCCACGUCAGUUCCGCAGGCUCCCACCGAACGGUAUAGAGGAGUGCCUGGUGCGCGUGUACAUCAUCCAGGCCUGUAGUUUACAGCCAAAAGAUGCAAAUGGAAAGUGUGACCCCUAUGUUAAGAUCACUCUGGGAAAGAAAUCAAUCAAUGACCACGACAAUUACAUACCCUGUACUUUGGACCCCGUCUUUGGAAAGAUGUUUGAGCUGACCUGCUCAUUGCCUAUGGAGAAGGACCUGAAGAUCACCCUGUAUGAUUACGACAUGAUAACCAAAGAUGAGAAAAUAGGAGAAACUGUCAUUGAUCUAGAGAAUCGCUUCUUGUCUCGUUACGGUGCUCACUGUGGCCUGCCACAGUCCUACUGUCUGUCUGGGGUUAACCAGUGGCGAGAUCAGCUGAAACCUACGCACUUACUUCAUCGUCUUUGCGAGAGACGAAACUACAAGCUGCCAGUCUACAAACAGGAUAGAGUCUACUUCAGAGGACAGGAAUACACUGUUGCAGACCUGGAUGAAGGGAAAGCUCCUAACCCACACCUGGGACCACUGCAGGAGCGUCUCGCUCUUUUGGUGCUGAGGAGACACGGUCUGGUGCCUGAACAUGUCGAGACAAGACCUCUCUACAGCCCCCUACAACCUGACAUAGAGCAGGGGCGGUUACAAAUGUGGGUGGAUUUAUUCCCUAAAAGUUUAGGCCCACCAGGACCCCCAUUCAAUAUCACACCACGCAAAGCCAAAAAGUUCUUCCUGCGCUGUAUUAUAUGGAACACAAGAGAUGUUAUCCUGGAUGAUGUCAGUGUUACCGGGGAGAAGAUGAGUGACAUUUAUGUGAAAGGCUGGAUGCAAGGGCACGAGGAGAACAAGCAGAAGACGGAUGUGCACUAUCGAUCACUAGGUGGUGAAGGCAACUUUAAUUGGAGGUUCCUUUUCCCCUUCCAUUAUUUACCUGCUGAACAGCUUUGCACUAUUGAUAAGAAGGAGCAUUUUUGGAGUUUGGAUAAAGUCGAAACAAAGCUGCCUCCUAAACUCACCAUCCAGAUUUGGGACAAUGACAAGUUCUCUUAUGAUGAUUUUCUCGGUUCUUUGGAGAUGGAUCUGAACCACAUGCCGAGUCCAGCAAAAUCUCCAGAGAAAUGUGGCCUAGAGAUGCUUUCUCAGACUCAAGACAGGCAAGUUUCUUUGCUUGAGCAGAAGACAGUAAAGGGCUGGUGGCCAUGCGUAAACGAGAGGCAAGCUGAAAAGAUCCUUGCUGGAAAAGUAGAAAUGUCACUUGAAAUCGUCUGUGAGCAGGAGCAGGAUGAGAGGCCAGCAGGACAGGGCAGAGAUGAGCCAAACAUGAAUCCUCAUCUAGAGGAGCCACAGCGUCCUGAGACCUCAUUCUUCUGGUUCUCAUCCCCAUAUAAGACAUUUAAGUUCAUUGUAUGGAGGAGGUUUAAGUGGCUUAUUCUGGGCUUCUUUGUGCUGUUUUUCAUUUUACUGUUCCUGGGAGUCUUCCUCUAUUCCUUCCCUAACUAUGCUGCUAUGAAGAUGGUCGGACCCUUCAGUGGAACGGGAAAGGGAACCCAGUAAUGUGAAAAUGGAAACAGACCCCUCUCUCUCCUCCACCGUAACAAACACAUCUCUAUCAGUCCUGCUGCAGGGACAGUACUUGCUUGUGCAUACCUUCGACCCAAGAGGAAACCAAAGACAUGAAAAGAUGAAGUAUCGCGUGUGUGCCUUGAUGUAUGGCUCAGCCCGUUAUAAUAUUAUACUUAUGAAUGUUGCGUAACGUAUGUGUAUGCUAGUACAUGUAUUACAGGCUAAGUUUCCAUGCCCUAUAUUUGACCCGGGCCUGAACUCUCUCAGUAUUCUCUCUGACACCCACUUACACUUUCAUCUCUGCCCGUUUAAUCCCUUUUCAUGUCUCCAGUAAAACUCUGCGCUUUUGCUCACAGCCAGAUGCGUCUUUCUUCUUCCUUCACGCAGAGAGCGAGCGAGAGAACUGCCUCGCGCCAUUCGUUCCUCCUUUCAACCCUGCCGACUCUUUGGGUUAAGCCCUGAUUUGUUCUGUUAGGCUAUAAGGUCCGAGACAGGCAGGUUAUUAGCUGAGCCCCCGCUGUCAGUAAGCCCACCUCUCUGAUUAUUAUCACACUCUGUUAUUUUGCCUUAGCGAAAUCCCCACUAAAUGGAUUUGGGGUCAACUGUCGGUUGGCAAUGUGUGUGUAUGUGUGUAUGUAUGCGUGUGUGUUGCUGCAUGUGAAAGAGAGCACGAGAUAAAAGGGUUGUUUAUUUGUUUAAAAAUUACAUUCGCACCCACGUGCCUUUUUGCGUUCGACUCUAUAUGUAUGAAAAUGAACAGACUCAUCUGGAAAAAGGUGCAAGACUGCUUAACGUGCCUGUGAAAGACAUAUCCAAAGGUAAAAUACACAAAUUGCUUGUUUUUUUUCUCUGUGACCAGGUCAUGAGCUCCUCUAACACCCAAUUCAGUAAAUAUAAACUGUUGCAGGGUCACCCGAAUUUCAACGCUGGUUUACACAUUGUUGCAUCUGUUCUGUAAACCAUGUUUACAUGCACUGGUUAUGUAAAUGCUGUUUUUUCCUAUGCUGUUUAAGAUAUUAAGACACCCAUGGGUUUCUUCUGGAGAAUGCGGCUUAUGUGGCCAUAUAAACACACGGGUGGCAGGUUGUUACAGGGUUUUGAAGAGCGUGUAUGUGCGUGAAAUACUCUGUACAGAAAUUCAGGGGGAAUAAUCAGGUCGUAUCUUUUGUGUUUUUUAUAUGCAUCAUGCAGAGGUUUCACUACAAAUAAUUCACUGAUCCAGAAAUGUCCAUCAUGGUGUCGAAUGUUUUUUUUUUUUUUCGUAUUAUUAUACAGUUUAUACAGUAUAUUUACAGACUAUCAGAAACACGAGUCGGAUGUUAGGGCAAAUAGCUGCUUAUCAACUCGCAUGUAUACAGGUCAUGUAAACACACACAAACACUGAUUUCCUGUCUUGUGGCGAUUUCUUGCAGUAAGAGACAUUAUGAUGGCCAUGUGAACGUAACGUGAGUGCUCUGAAUCAUACUGUAUGUCAAGUCAUCCAAAUUAAUCUGAGCAAAUCUGUAGGAUAUUCAGAAAUGUUUACAUAUAUUAAGAAAUUAAGAAAUGUUUGAUCUUUCUAUAAAGGUCACUGAUUUCACUGAAUACAGUAAAUGCAUAGCUGUGCAUGAAUCCACAAUAUGACUACCUUCCAAUUAUUUGAUAAGUGAAAAAAUAUUUGGCUUUUGACCACACUAAACUGUAAAUGCUUGCAAGAUCUUUUACCAAAUAUUGCACUAGUGAAAUAUUGCCAGAUUAGUUGCUGCCUUAACGUUUUUACAGGAAAAUUAAAAUGGUGGCAAGGUGACAAACUAUAAUGAGUUAAAUUCAUUUUUCAGCCACUUUAAAGGUCACCUAAUGUGAGAAAUUCAUUUUUAUAUGUUGUUUGAACAUAUGGUGUGUUACAUGUGUAGCAUGCCCACUCCUUUAUUUAAAAUCCUCAUAAAAGCUGUUUUCUGAGUACUUUGCGCAGGCCCCGCCCACAUCCGUCCAAAGACCACAGGUCAUAAUUUCUAUUUUCUUCUUUACGUAAUUAUGAACAAAUAGGCACAAUCUGGGGACACCAAUCUGAGACUAAUAUUACAUCUUGAAACAUUGCCAUAUUAGAGUGACCUUUACGUUUACUGUAAAAAAAUAAAUAAAAUAAAAACGGAAGAAAACAUUAUUGGAAGUAGAAAUGACAGAAACACACUGUAAAAAAAAUCUGUAGAAAUUACAAUGUUAUUGCAGCUGGGUUGCCGGAAAUUUACCGUAGAUUUACGUUUAUGUUAUUUACUAGCAAGAGUUUGUUCAAAGUAAAAUAAAUCUUUACAGCAUAAAACUAUACAAUAACAGCCUCAUGCAAAGCAUUCUGGGAACCAGAAAUCAUCAUCAACCUUUUUCUGUUUUUGCUUCAGAUUUUGUUUUCCAGAAUGUUUUGCUUGAUACUGUUUUUCUUAGUUUUACUAUGUAAAGACAAAGACUUGUAAAUGUUUAAUGUUCAUUUAACUUUGAACAAACUCUUUCCAGUAAAUAACAUAAAUGUAAAUCUACGGUAAAUUACCGUCAACCCAGCUGCAAUUUCUACGGAAUUUUUUACAGUGCAGAUACCACAGUAUAUGAAAUUAAAGAAGUUGCAUAUGUUAUUACAUAUGCUAAAACAAGUUACAAUUCUCUUAUUUUGACAAUGACUGUUUUUUUUUUUGAACAAUUAAACUGUUACAUGAUGAAUUAUGAAUUAUCUUUUUGCACUCUUUACUGAUAUGCUGCAUUGUUGAAUCUACUGUUAUUGCCUUCUAGCUUCUGCUAUCACGAAGAAAUUCACUGUGCUAAAUCUGUAUAUGAACACUGUCAAAUGUUCAUUUGCUGAAAUAAAUACCUAGAGUAUACCAAA
Messenger RNA from Paramisgurnus dabryanus, 9499 nucleotides. The record is from RefSeq and is a predicted model, not a curated record. Lineage: Eukaryota; Metazoa; Chordata; Actinopteri; Cypriniformes; Cobitidae.